Messenger RNA from Tarenaya hassleriana, 1160 nucleotides. RefSeq lists its product as uncharacterized. The transcript has 9 exons. Lineage: Eukaryota; Viridiplantae; Streptophyta; Magnoliopsida; Brassicales; Cleomaceae. The record is from RefSeq and is a predicted model, not a curated record. Bases 66 to 875 code for a protein of 269 amino acids.
CCGUCCUGAUUCCAUAGAGUUUGAUUCCACACGCGAAGAAGGACCUCCAGCUUCCGGGAUCUUCUAUGGCAACCCCCGGAGAAUCUCCCGCAGAGGCGGGAAACACGCCGCCGCAUCCGCCGGAAUCAUCACCGCCGCCGCUGCCAAGUGCUAAGAUUGCGUCGAAGGCGGUGGAAAACGCGGCUUCAUGGAUCGAUGACACACUGCAACAAGCGCUGAUUUACCAGAAUACCGUCACAGAGACGGUGGAGUCCACCAUUCAGGCCUCCAGAUCUCGUUUGUCCCAAAUUCGUGAAACAUCGUCGGCUCACUUUAAUCAAACACUCGAUUCUCUCCGGGACAUUGCUUCUGAGUAUACGGUCUACGAGCAUAUGCUAUUUGGGAAGGUUAAAGAGGGGGUAAAUGUUGCUGCAUCAUACCCGCUAAUAUCAGGCGGUGUUGCUUUUGGAGUUGGGAUUUUUUCCUUGAAAAGGACAAGGCGAUUCUUAUACUACAGUACUUUGCGUAUCUUUUCGAGCGAAGAGGCUUUGCUUUCCCAGGCAGAUCUUAAAGUAAAAGAGUUGCGACAAUCAAUUGAUCGCCUAAAAGCUGAAAGUGAAAAGUUGGAGAGACGUACAACUGUAGCAGAACAAGAGUUGAUCAGAGGAAGGAUGAAACUCAGACAAGCAGGGAAGCAGAUCCAAGGUGUAAUCCACUCAGCUUAUAAAACUGAAAAGCAAGCAGCUGGUUUGAAAGAUUUGCUCAAAGAAUUGCCCAGGAGAGAAGCUUCUCGAUUCCGCUCGCAAGUAUCAAACCUGGCGUCUGAAGCAAAACAGGAAAGGAAUGCUUUGACCAAGGAAGUGAACAAGAUCAGCAACUAUGGAAUCCCUGUUUGAUCGUGUUCUGGUUCUGAGUCCAAACGUCUAGCUUUUUUUGAUUCCCAGAUUCGACGGUACUGAUUUAAGGUCGCACAGAUUGACAUAUUCGAACACGAGAAACAAAGUUUUCACUUUCUUAUGAGGGAAAUAAACGACCAGACAAGAAUGUCAUGUCACUCAUGGAAUCUUCUGUUUUGUUCCAAUUAGGGUUCUUGUAAAAUCAUGGGCUCUUCUUGCUGCUUUGCCAGAGGAGUUGCAGUACUCAAUCAUGGUCCGAUGUUGAAUUUCCAUUGUGGGGUUUUA